Messenger RNA from Perca flavescens (yellow perch), 992 nucleotides. RefSeq names its product immunoglobulin lambda-1 light chain. The coding region runs from base 1 to 927 and encodes 308 amino acids. Lineage: Eukaryota; Metazoa; Chordata; Actinopteri; Perciformes; Percidae. The record is from RefSeq and is a predicted model, not a curated record. The transcript is spliced from 7 exons. Gene Ontology annotation, biological process: cell surface receptor signaling pathway. Gene Ontology annotation, cellular component: plasma membrane.
AUGAUCUCUCAUCUCAUCAUCUGCACGGUUUGUCUGCUCUGUACUGCAGGUGUGGGCUGUACUAAGGGAGUCCAACAGACUCCAGGUUUACUGGUGCAGAGGGGUCAGUCUGCUCAGAUGGACUGUAGUCACACCCUGCCGGGCGCCUUCUAUAACAUGUACUGGUUCCAGCAGUUACCAGGGCAGAGUAUGGAGCUCAUUGUCCACACGGUGCCAUACAAGAAGCCCGACUUUGGGAACUUUAGCCAGGACAAAUAUUCAGCCAGCAAGACGGCGAUUGAGAGUGGAUCUUUCACGGUGAAAAAUGUGAAACCAGAUGACAAUGGAGUGUAUCUCUGUGGUGUCAGUGCACACACAGCCUCCAACCCUGCUUACUUUGGUAGUGGCACCAAACUGACUGUCUUAGACUCAAACCGUACUAUCACCCCGCCAAAAGUGAGAGUGCUUCAGCCAAACGAGUGUCAAACCAAGAAAGACAACAAACACAAGAAGACCUUGGUGUGUGUGGCGUCCCAUUUCUACCCGGACCAUGUGAGUGUCUUCUGGCAGAUCAACGGGGUAAAUGUCACACGUGGCGUGGCGACCGACAAUGCUGCCCUGUGGGGAGGGGAACAUUACAGCAUCAGCAGCAGGCUGACGGUCCCGCUCAGUGAUUGGCUCACACCGAGCAAGACGUUCACCUGCACCGUCAGCUUCUUCAACGGGAAUGAUACUGUGCCCCGUUCCGAUUGGGUUCGAGGCGUUAAAGUACCAGCAGCACCAUCAAGAGGGAAGUAUUUGAGCAUCACGCACACUGCCAAGCUGUUCUACGCCACUUUGAUCGCCAAGAGCAGCGUCUUCGGAGUCUUCGUUGCGUUUCUGGUGUGGAGGCUUCAGGGCUCCUCUGGGAAAACAGAAGGACUGAGAGCUGAAGGACAGAAGGACUGAGAGCUGAGCUGCACAAACCAGCUGAUUCUCCUGAUUUUUUGUGAAUAAAGAUUCUGAAAUCUGAA